Messenger RNA from Phacochoerus africanus (Common warthog), 918 nucleotides. Its product is annotated as intelectin-2-like. Gene Ontology annotation, molecular function: oligosaccharide binding. The record is from RefSeq and is a predicted model, not a curated record. NCBI's taxonomy places the organism in Eukaryota, Metazoa, Chordata, Mammalia, Artiodactyla, Suidae.
AUGAGAAUUAUCUUCACAUCCUCUAGCAGCGACCCAGUCUGUGGAAUGGUUCCGGAGAACGAAUCGUGUGCCCCUUUUCUGUCUUUCUUGCCUCGGAGCUGCAAGGAAAUCAAAGAAAGUUGCCAUAGAGCAGGUGAUGGCCUGUAUUUCCUCCGCACUGAGAAUGGUGUCGUCUACCAGACCUUCUGUGACAUGACGUCUGGGGGCGGAGGCUGGACCCUGGUGGCCAGUGUGCACGAGAAUCACAUGGCUGGGAAAUGCACGUUGGGUGACCGCUGGUCUAGUCAGCAGGGCAGCAGGGCCGACUACCCCGAGGGAGACGGCAACUGGGCCAAUUACAACACCUUUGGGUCUGCAGAGGCGGCCACCAGCGAUGACUACAAGAACCCUGGCUACUAUGACAUCCAAGCCCAGGACCUGGGCAUCUGGCAUGUGCCCAACCGGUCUCCCCUGCAGCAGUGGAGGAACAGCUCCUUGCUGAGGUACCGCACCAAUACUGGAUUCUUCCAGAGGCUGGGACAUAAUCUGUUUGGACUCUACCAGAAAUACCCAGUGAAAUACGGAAUAGGGAAAUGUUGGACUGACAAUGGCCCAGCCAUUCCUGUUGUCUAUGACUUUGGUGAUGCUCAGAAAACUGCAUCUUAUUACUCACCCUAUGGACAAAGAGAAUUUGUGGCAGGAUUUGUCCAGUUCAGGGUGUUUAAUAACGAGAGAGCAGCCAAUGCCCUGUGUGCUGGGAUGAGAGUCACCGGCUGCAACACUGAGGUCCACUGCAUUGGUGGAGGAGGAUUCUUCCCAGAGGGCAAUCCUUUGCAGUGUGGGGAUUUCUCCGCCUUUGACUGGACGGAUAUGGAAGACACAUGCUUACAGCCCAGCCGGGAGAUAACUGAGGCUGCUGUGCUCCUGUUCUACCGCUGA